This is a messenger RNA of Haliotis rufescens (red abalone), 663 nucleotides long. RefSeq lists its product as uncharacterized. Gene Ontology annotation, biological process: signal transduction. The record is from RefSeq and is a predicted model, not a curated record. Bases 1 to 663 code for a protein of 220 amino acids. The transcript has 2 exons. Gene Ontology annotation, molecular function: GDP binding; GTP binding; GTPase activity. Gene Ontology annotation, cellular component: plasma membrane. Lineage: Eukaryota; Metazoa; Mollusca; Gastropoda; Lepetellida; Haliotidae.
AUGAGCGUGACCGACUUGGCAAAAUCAGCGCUGCACGUCAUGAUUCUAGGAGAAACUGGUGUCGGGAAACGAGCUUUUGCCAAGGAUUUGAUUCAGCUACAAGAGGUAUUGGGCGAAAGACCAACAUCAUUUGAAGAUGGAUAUAAAUGGACCACCAAAGACUGUGAGGUAAUGUUUCAUAUCAUUGACGUAUCCCAAGACAGCGUUUCUGACAAGGCUUUGAAAAUUAAGUUAAGGGCAUGCGACGCCUUUAUUCUGAUGCACUUAGUAGAGGACAAGGAGUCUUUUGAGGUGCUGCCCCUGAUCAAGGAUAUUAUUAUCAAAGAGAAAGGCAUGGAAGCAGAUUUGCCUAUUUUUGUGGUCGGUUAUAGAGUGGACUGUAAGGAACUAGUGACAGAGUCCCAUAUAGCUUCUGUGGUGGUGUGGGACUGGCUGAUGAACUACAGGGAAUUGUUUGAGGAUAACGAGGAACAUGUCAUGAAACUAUUUGGAGACAUUAUGGCAAGGUGUCUUGGGGACUUCUAUUGCUGCACAGAAGACCUCAAUCUUCGUGACUUUGGGAGGUUUAGAACAGGCGGACCCGCUGAAGUGAAGAGGAAGGACAAGGCCGACACGUUAGGCAGAGCAACAUGUCCACCUCAAAGACAUGCAUAUUCCAGCUGA